This is a messenger RNA of Malurus melanocephalus (red-backed fairy wren), 2855 nucleotides long. RefSeq names its product chromosome unknown C4orf33 homolog (gene CUNH4orf33). The coding region runs from base 205 to 798 and encodes 197 amino acids. The record is from RefSeq and is a predicted model, not a curated record. The transcript is spliced from 6 exons. Lineage: Eukaryota; Metazoa; Chordata; Aves; Passeriformes; Maluridae.
AAAAAAAUAAAAAAUCAGUGUGUGGCUGGACUAGCAGCGCGGGGAAGGGAAGGAGAAAGCGGUGCGGAGCGCUGUGGGAGCUGCUGCCCGUUGGAGGCUGUGGCCGGGCGGGGCUCGGCCCCUUCUCAGGGGAACCAGCUGCAGGAGAUUAGGACACAACAAGACACACCUGAAACCGCAUCAGGGGACGCUCAGUCUGUGAAGAUGGAAUUUAGUAUUAAACACACGUGGGAUGGUUUGCCUGUGAGCCACGAGCCGGUCACGAUYGGGCUGAGGCCGGACAAGGCAGGGCUGCUGAUGGAAGUUCGUGCUCCUUUCUUUAAUGACCCUCCUGAACCACCCGGAGAGCCAGGAAAACCCUUUGGUGGGCUGUGGGACUACGAGGUUGUAGAAGCAUUCUUUCUGAGUGACAGAACUGAGCAGUAUUUAGAAGUUGAGCUUUGUCCCCAUGGGCAGUACUUACUGCUGCUGCUUUCUGGCAGAAGAAAAGUGUGGAAAGAAAAACUUCCUUUAGAGUUUGAGGUGACCAGAAUGAAAACCAAAUGGGAGGGUAAAGCUCUUCUUCCUUGGAGUUAUUUCCCACCAUGCACUGACAAGUUCAAUGCAUUUGCAAUUCAUGGCUCGGGAGAAGAGAGAAAAUAUGAAGCACUUUAUCCUGUGCCUCGACAUGAACUGCAGCAAGGACAGAAACCAGAUUUUCAUCGUCUGGAAUUUUUCAGAGACUUAAACCUGAAAGAGCUGAUGGGCGAAGACUGGAAGCAGCCUGAAUCAGAUAUAUGGAAAUCUCUCRCUAAAUGAAUGGAAUGAGGCAUAAAUUUUUGUAGUAUUGAAGYUGGAUGAAGCUGUAUGGAAACAACCUCCUCAUUCUGAGCAGAGUUUGAAAUACCAAACAAGCAAGGCUUUCCUUGGCAGCCAAAUCAUUGAUCAGUCUUAAAAUCAACUGCUAAGGAUGUGGAUCUGUUGAUUCUAAAUGUAUGAAUUGUUCGUGUUUCAAUUUAUCUGGGUAUGGAGUUUUUUCAUCUGUGCAGGAGAUGAAUUUGCUGCUACCAGUGAAGGAGAAAAAAUGUGCUAAAAUUACAGCUGUGUUUUUGUGAGGGCUCUCAAGUCUGACAAGGCCAAUAKCUGGCUUGAAAUCUUUUAGUUUCCAGUAGUUGCUGCAUUUCUGCUAUGUUUUCACUGCUGCUUGUUUGUUUCUUGGCUGCUGAAUGAGAUUCUUAUGUGCCUAAAUUUUUUGAUUACAAUCAGGAGGAAGAAUGCCUCCUUCAGGAACAGAGAGGAAUGUAACUAUGAUGGAUUUUGGAGGCUCAGUACUUGCCCUACAAGAGGUGUAACACUGCCCUUUCCUGAACGUUCCUGUCCCUGAAGUUUUCCCAUCCCAAAUGCUAAAGGGGGAAUUUGCAAAACCCUGUGUGGAGUUUCUAAUGGUGUUUCGGUGCAGAGGAUAGAUUUACAAAAGGUUUUAUGUAUUUCAGGUAAAGUUUCUGGGACAAAUCAUGUUUAGUAAAUCUUUUGUUAUAGCUGUGUGCAUACGAAAGCUGGUUUCUUUUAAGACUUAUUGCUUUGAGGAUUCAGAUCAGAUGUCUUGAGAAUUUUUUUGUGUGCCACUGAGAGCUGGAAAUACUCCAGGUGUAUGUGCCUAUAUUUUCUACAUAUGGGCAUGAGUCAUUUUAACAAUAGUGAAUGUUUUCAGAUGGUAGCAUCUAAUCUGUAAACCCUCACAAGAUUUACAAAUGACAUGUUCCUUUUUUUUUUGUCUAGCAUAGCAAUUGCUGCUUGAUUGUGGCUGCUGACUUAAUCCUAUAUAAAUUAAUUUAGGAAGUGGGAAGCAGUCCCCUAACUAUAUCCUUGCAUGUUUGCAGUAAUAAUCACAGUCUGAUGAUCAUAUUUUCUUUGCUUCCUUUCACUUCAGCUCUAGCUGGAAGUUCUGCCUUGGGAAGCAAAGAAGAUGGGAAUAUCCCAUCUUAUAUCCCAGCCUUCGUGAAGAGCAUCUCAGUGUGGUUAAUAUCUGAGAUAGAAUGUUAGUUUGGAGUUUCUGUUUGGCUUCAGAUUCCCUCUUUGUACUUCCAGUUUUAUAGAACUAUACUCUCAAAUUUGGGGAUAAUCAGGCUUUUUCUGYUGCAGAUUUUGGCAUUCUGAUGCACUCAGCCAUCCAAUUGCUUUUGCUCUUUUUCAAUUAGACAAUAGAGGUUCCUUGCUAUAAAAUAGUGCCAUCUGUUGAAAAUUUUAAGUAUUGUACAUUCAUUUGUUUGGCUUCUUUUCUACCAUCAGUCCAUGUACAGUUUUCUAAAGAGCAACAUCAGUCUGAAAUAUGGAAUAAUCCCGUAAAUGUUGGUUAAAAUAUUGUCUAGAUAGUGACAUUUCAAAGCUGCCUUGAAAAAUUUAGUCAAAACCAGAAGAGCAUUUCACUAAACUUUUAGACUUUAUUUUCAACAGUUUGUCAAAAAAGUGUGUGCAGGGAUUCAAAAUGAAUGUACUGCUUUUCUCACAAAUGUUGUUUUCAUAUGGGGAAUGAUACUUUUUAUGUAAAGGACAGUAAAUAAAUUUUUUUUAUCCAUCUCAUGUUUAUUCCUACUUCAAACUGACUGCUUUAGAUCUGACUUGGGGUGUAAGUUAUAAACUUGGAGGAAAAUAGAUGCCUUUUCCUAAAUAAGUAAUUGAAAGUAAAAUCAUUGUCUUUGCAGUACAAAAUGCAAUGCUGGGUGCUCCUGAAAAUGGAAUUUCUCAUAUAGACUUUWUUCAAGGCCUGUGCUACUCCAUGCUGCCAUCAGUUGGUUCACUUGGGUGUUUCUGAGCUUUAAGUGUGUUUUGUGAGUAUUUGGGGCCAGUUGUAUAUUCUGUCUUUCCUGAACUUUCUC